GUAAUCUUUCGCUGGUUUUCAGCUUGUGGACCAUGGGAAAGGACCAGGAAUUUCUCGAAGCCGCAAGAAACGGGAAUGUAAUCGCAGUUGAAAAAUUGCUCAGUUCCAAAGCUAAAAGGGGCGGGCCCCUUGCAAGUUUAAGACGGGGGCCUGGUUCAAACGUGCAAGACUCAUCGGGAUAUUCAGCACUUCAUCAUGCCUCACUCAAUGGUCACCGGGAAAUUGUGGUAUUACUUUUGGAACACGAAGCUUCAGCCAAUAUUGUGGACAGCAAAGGAUCGUCACCACUCCAUCUAGCUGCUUGGGCUGGGCAUAGUGAUAUUGUUCGCCUGCUACUGACUACUGGUGUUCGUGUUACCCAGAUCAACCUGAAGAACAAGGACAAUGAAACGGCCCUACACUGCGGCGCCCAGUACGGUCACACGGGCGUCGUUAACCUACUGCUCAAGUACGGAGCGGAUCCCAGCAUCCGAAAUGUCCGAGACGAAACGGCCCUUGAUCUGGCGGCCCAAUACGGCCGGCUGGAGACGGUCGAACUCUUGCUGCAAUCACAUCCGGAAUUGAUUGAAAUGUACAAGAAUCAAUCGAGACUGGAAGAAGCUCGUACCAUUUCAAUUCGGGCCAAGACAUCUCCCCUUCACGCUGCCAGUCGCAACGGCCAUCGGGCCGUAGUGGACGCCCUUCUAGCCGCCGGAUUCCCCGUCUCUCUGUUGACCCAAACAGGAACGGCCUUGCACGAAGCAGCUCUCUGCGGCAAGGUGGACGUGGUGCGCCGAUUGCUGGACGCCGGUAUCGACGUGUCGCUCAAGGAUUCGCGAGGUUUUAGCGCUCUGCGGAUCGUUCAGGAUCUACCGACGGUCGUUGUCCAGGAAAUUACGAAUCUCAUUCAAAAUGGCGCCCUGUCGACCGAGUUGAGCGAAGGCGACUUGGUCAGCUGUUCUCCUGGAAAUGGCAUGCCGUUUCGAUUUCCGACAACGUCCUUUUCACCGGGAUCGCCCUACGAGAAUGUGUCCAUAUCGUCAUCGGGUCGAGGAGAGAACUACGAACGCGAGUCGCGAAUCUCAGUGUCGUCGUGCGCUUCCACCGGAGCCGAUUCCUUCAUUACGUUGCCCCGGCGCCGAUCCAAAAUGUCUUCUUCGUCUUGCCAUUCACAGAGAUCUGAAUGUAGUAAUAGCGUUUACGAAAUUCCGCCUCCCCCGCGCUCCUUACCUUGGCUCCAGCAGCAGCAGCAACAGCAGCAGCGCAACCACGAAACUGACGGCGAAAAGCGGAGCUCGUCGCAGUCGGACUUGCUCGACGACGACUCGGCUUUCGUCGGCAACGACGAUUGCCUGUCGCGCUCGUACGACGAGCGAUCCAUCGACUUCCUCUCCGAUAACCAAUCAACUGUGCUGGCAGACGACGACCGCAACGCUUUCAAACGAUCUAGUCACACGCGUCACAGCGCCGACCAGUACUUACCGAUGACCGCACAACCAGCCACCAAAGUUUCGCCGAAUCCACCGCAAAAGCCACCGAGGAAACUCCAAGGCAUGUCGGUUCACUACGAGUCGUUGCCGCGCUGCGCUGGCCGUCAAAAGCCACGCCAUUCGUUAUGUUACAGCGUUGACACCAAGACCCCCAGUUUAUUACAAUCGACCCAGGUGCCAGCCAAAAGGAAUCCAGCACCCACUGGCUCUUCGUCCGGUUACGAAUUGGUGUACUUGGCGCGGACGGGAUCGCGGGCCGAAGGUUGCGACGUCCCGGGGCCACGCUUUCGGGUCGAGAGCACCGGCAUUUAUGUCGAAAUGGCUGGUAGGGCGGAGCAGCCGACGUCCUACGAGAACGUGGAAUUGCAACACUCCAGCGUCAGUGUGGACGAUGAUUCGAUUUACGACAUCCCCCGCGAGUUGGGCGGUUCGAAAGCCUACGAGAACGUGAGCUUUCAUCCGCUGGAUCGAACCACUUCAUCAUUUGCGGCCGCGUCGAUUUCUUCUUCACCGACUUCGACCACUCCCGAAAGUCCCGGUCGAUUACCGAAUUUGCCUCCGACGCCCGACCAUCCACCUCCUCCGGCCCAUUUAGCUGAGCAGAGCAUCCAUCUGAGGAUAAGGCCACUCAGUGAGGAAUUCAAACGCAAAUCGCGUGACAUGGAGACCGAAACGGAAGAAGAACUCUUCCUGGCCUUCUCCAAUGGAUGCGACACGGGCGGGAGUAGCAGCAACGGCGGCUCCGUGUCCGUCUCCCUCUCCAUGUCCGAUAAGAGUUUGUCGGUCGACAACAUGGAGGAGGUCGUCAGUAGUGAUCAACCGUACGAAGGACUGUUGCGAGGAUCGGUGCCCGGUACAAAGUCUUCCAUGGAUCGGCCCACUUCGUUGCCAACUCGUGGCCACGCUUCCUUUUCUCCGUCAUCAUCGGUCGAUCGCCACAACGACCCCGUCACCAACGGGCCGAGCGGUGGGAAUCGGACCAGCUUGUCGGUGUUGAGUCCGUUCGACGAGGCUGAAGAAUGGUCGAAAAUUCUGGAGAUACUCAACUCUUGCAACAGCGGAUUGGAUCCGGCCGAAGACGGGACGAUGGGCGGUGACGGCGGAUGCGACGACUCCCAUCUGCUGGGCGCCGUCCAGCGCGAAUUUCAAAAUCGACUCGAUGCCAUGGGUGGAGCGCCAACGGAAGUCAAGAACCAGGACGUCAUCGAAGUGCCGCCCAUCGGAAAUCACGGUCACGACAGCGUCGCAGAUUGGCUCCUGUCGCUCGGAUUUCAACAUUAUCUCGGCCUGUUUAUUGCCAACGGUUUCGAUGACGUCGAUUUCCUGGGCGACGGCAUUGUGGAUGAUUCCAGCCUGAUGGAGAUUGGAGUGCUGGACUCUGAGCACCGGAGGCAGCUGGUCAAGGCGUCGAUGCUGCUCAAGACGCCGUUGCACAAGAUGAAUUCAGUGCUGGCCCGGCCGGAGACGGUCGACGAAUGGCUGCACCUGCUGCGCUUGAAUCACUACGGCGAGCAAUUCCACAAGAACCGCUACGACGACAUGGAGCGCGUCGCCCGCAUCUGGGAGGUCGAGCUGACGACCGUCGUCGAGAUCAAGUUGGUCGGCCAUCUCCGACGCAUGCUCGUCUCCCUGGGCGGCGGAGUGUCACUCCAACAACAACAACAGCAGCGCCCGUCCAAACUCGCCAACGGAGCCAAUAUCCCUCAUCCGGUCAAAAUCAACAACCCAGAUGAUUUAACAUCCAUGUCUUCCGAUCUGAAACUCAUCUCGUCCAAUCUGGCCCGGCUAGAGGACGAAAUCAGUCAGAAAAUGAUUGAAACGAUGGGCGAACCGCUGGCGUCUUGUGCUGGCGUCAAUGAAACUUGCAACAAGAACAACAGCAGCAGCAGCACACUGGGCAGGAGAAAGUCACGACCGGCUCCUCAACCACCUUCGUCGGUGGCCAGAAAUCAUUCCCAUCCGGUGGAACUUCUUCUGAGCGAGUUGGCCAUCCGUAACCCCACCGAGUUGGUCAUCGGCAUCGCCAAGACGGUGGCCACCCAGUGGCGACACAAACCCCAAAAUCUCCUGCGUCCAGGCGUCUGUUACGAGGCCCAGUAUUUGGGCUCGACGUUGGUGAGGCACGUCCGCGGAACGGAAUCGACCAAACGAUCCAUCCAGAAACUCAAGAAGAAGAAAGCGGAAGAGGCGGGAAAGCGGACGACCAGCAUCGUCUUGGCCAUUUCUCUGAGCGGCGUCCAGUUUCUCGAUCCGUUCAAUCAGGAGACCAUCUGCAAGCACGAGAUCCGCAACAUCAACUGGGCCUGCCAGGACGCCGACGAUCUCACCCACUUUGCCUACAUUACCAAGGAUCAGGAGUCGACGCAGGAUCACUUUUGUCACGUCUUCCAGGUCCAUUCGAUGGAUUUGGCGACGGAAGUGAUCCUGACGCUGGGCCAGGCCUUCGAAGUAGCUUAUCAGCUGGUUCUCCGUCAAGAAAUCUACAGCCCUUCCAGCGAGAAUUCUAGUCAGCCAAGUGUUGCAGCUCCGCUGAAUAACGCUCCAGUCCAGCAGCGUUCUUCCUCUCCGCCGUUGGCGGUGCCAGUAUUAUCGACGCCCAAGGCAACUGAAGCAGUAGCAGUUCCAGCAGCGGUGAAUCCUGCUGCUCCAUCCGCAGUUUUAGCUACCAAUAACAAGCCGGCGGGACGGUUCGUUGUCGAUCCAGCCCGAAAAAUCGGACCUAAACCAACUGUCCUGCCACCGAAACCCAAACUGGGCACAGCUCUACUCAAUCAACGUCCCAGCAGUCACGGGAUAAGUCACGCGCGCUCUCACUCGAGUGUGGACGGCAUGCCGGUUGCAUCCGGCGCCGCCAGCGCCAUGACGGAAACUCGUCUCCUCUCCGAGUCCAACCUGGCCAGCCUUCAGGCCAGCAAUCGGCCCACCAUCGCCACGAUGAUCUCGCUCCCUUCAUCGGCUUCCAUAUCAUCGACCGGGUCGGGUCGAGCUCCCCUGGCUGCCAAGGAUGAACUCUAACGAGAUUGUUGAAACGGCCGCCGAGUCCUUCAUCAUAAGUUCCCUGAAUUUAUCUUUGCUAAUUUGACGUUCAUCAGCUACAUAACCGCAUUCUUCCUCAUUCAAUCGAGUCAUUGUUGCUUGUUUAUCCCUCCCUUUUUGGUAUUUCGAUUCGACCCGCUUUGAAUUCGUUCCUUUUUAAUUUUUUUCGUCAGCGCGAAAACGACAUAAUAGUUCAUUGGCUGGAUGUUGAUAGCGUAUCGGCAAUAUAUAAUUAGGCCUAUAAUAUUAGAAGUUGUGCCUGAGUGGUUGGUUUUUGUUAGUCAAGAGGCCCCUAUAGAGAGACGACGGGAGCGGGCGAUGUUUUAUGCCGCAGCAGCAUUAACGUUUUAUAUGUUACCAAGUGGAUAUAUUGCCCAUCAUUAUUCAUCUUCCUAUUAAUGGAAUAUAACCACGCAAAAAAAAAAAACUUAAAUAAGGAACCAACAUUUCUAUAAAGUUCGUUUUUCUUAUUUUUUAACUAGAUCAAUCGUUACCGGUACUUAACAUAAAAAUCGCCUACUUGGUCAAAAAAAUGUUUCCAAACGACGAAUACCCCAAAACAAUUUUCUAAAAUUUGUUUUGAAAAUGAUGUAAUAAUGUGCGUGUUGUGUAAUUCCCAAUAACUGUCUAUAAUAUUUAGAGAUCUCUCUCCACCCCAUUUUGUUUUAUCGGAACGCUGUUAUAUCGCCCACCUGUUUGAUUGAGGGAACGGAUCCUGAUUGAUACAAUUUUUAGAUUGAUACUCCUCUUUUCAAAAUUCCUACGUUCGGUCACCGUUUGUCUGUCAAACAUCCGUCGAGUCCGAUUUGUUUGUCUGUGAGUUGCUGAACGUGGCGAUUGAGUUCAAAAAAUCACGGGAACAAAUCUGAACGGAUGCUGCUGCUAUUAAAUUGAUUGGCGUUUUGAUCGAACCGACUCACGAUCAUCGGCCAGAAAUUAAAGAGAGACUGUGUAAUAGUAGAUGACGUCUCAGUCUUGUACAGGUGUUUUCUAGGCUCUAAUUUGUACAGGGCAGUGUGCUGUGACGUGUUCCUUUUAUACUUGUGCACGAAUGGCGUGAAAAAAAACAUCAUCGGAAUAUUUUCACACGUUAUUGCCCGAUAAUCCUAUUCUAAUAGAAUUUCACGAUUCCUCCCCCUCUUGCUCUUUUUAUUCUACGUUAUUUAAAAAAGACAUUUUUUUCCAGUGUUUCAUCAUACGUGUAUUAUAUAAUACCGCGCUAAUAUGCAUUCGAAAUGUGGCCAUGACUAUAAAUUCAUAUGACGUAACACCUCGCUGAUGGCUAAUGUUUUGUUUUUAUUUUGUAAUAUGACCACGAUGUGUGUCUUUCUCGUGCUGCUGUUCUCUCCUCUCUCUUUCGCUCUUUAUAUUUUGAUUGAAACCGUUGUAAUACAAAUUACUUGUGCAAUCGGA
Messenger RNA from Daphnia pulex (common water flea), 5918 nucleotides. Its product is annotated as ankyrin repeat and SAM domain-containing protein 1A-like. The transcript has 16 exons. Gene Ontology annotation, molecular function: protein binding. Bases 33 to 4484 code for a protein of 1483 amino acids. NCBI's taxonomy places the organism in Eukaryota, Metazoa, Arthropoda, Branchiopoda, Diplostraca, Daphniidae. Gene Ontology annotation, cellular component: cytosol. The record is from RefSeq and is a predicted model, not a curated record.